Cannabis sativa is the source of this 3003-nucleotide messenger RNA. RefSeq lists its product as uncharacterized. Gene Ontology annotation, molecular function: RNA-DNA hybrid ribonuclease activity; nucleic acid binding. The record is from RefSeq and is a predicted model, not a curated record. The transcript has a single exon. The coding region runs from base 1 to 3003 and encodes 1000 amino acids. Lineage: Eukaryota; Viridiplantae; Streptophyta; Magnoliopsida; Rosales; Cannabaceae.
AUGGCUUCCAUGAGACGAACCACCAAUAAAAUUCUUUCCCUCCAACGACUGGACAGUUCCUGGGCUACUUAUAUGCCCUCCAUUUUGACAACUAUUGAACAAUAUUUCACUAACCUUUUUCAAAGUCAAUUGCCAGACAAUGACAUCAUUGAAUAUGUUCUAUUAGGCAUUUCUGAGCGCCUUACCCCUGCUGAAAUUGACCUUCUUCAGGCCACUUUUAUGGCCCUUGAAAUUAAAACUGCUACAUUCCAACUCGCUCAUGAUAAAGCUCCAGGCUUCGAUGGCUUUAGUGGCAGUUUCUUUCAAAAGAAUUGGCACUUGUUGGGUCAUGACGUUACCAUUGCUGCUCUCAAUUUCCUGAAUGGGGAUGCAGAUUUAUCGGCCAUCAACCAGACGCUCAUUGUUCUUAUUCCCAAGCGGCAAAAUCCUGAACAGAUAACUGACUAUCGACCCAUCAGUCUCUGCUCCACUGUCUACAAAAUCAUUUCAAGGGUUUUGGUUAAUCGUCUUAAACCCAUUCUUAGUUGUAUCAUUUCUCCCACACAAAGUGCUUUUCUUCCUUCCCGUUUAAUUUCUGACAACAUUAUCAUCGGUCAAGAGGUCAUGCAUUCACUCACUCAUCAUAAAACUGGUCGGUUGGGAUGGAUGGCCUUAAAGCUAGAUAUAGCCAAAGCCUUUGAUCGGGUUGAAUGGGUCUUCAUUCGCAAAAUUAUGGACCGAUUUUUAUUUCCCAAGCGUUUCAUCGACAUAAUUCUGGCUUGUUUCUCCACUGCUACCUUUUCCUUCUCCCUUAAUCAACAAGUUCUGGGAACAGUCAAACCUACCAGAGGCAUCCGUCAGGGAGACCCCCUUUCCCCAUAUUUAUUUCUUCUCUGCUCUGAGGGUCUUUCUUCGCUCAUCAAUUAUAAAACCAAGCAGCGCCAACCUCGGAGUCAUUCCCUUGGCAUUAAAAUUUCUCGGCGAGCCCCAACCAUCUCGCAUCUUUUUUUCGCUGAUGAAAGCCUCCUUUUUAGCUCAGCUUCUGUUGAAGUUGCGACUACCAUCCAAAGCAUUCUUUGUGACUACAGCCACACAUCUGGACAACUGGUUAACUUCACUAAAUCGGCCUUAUACUUUUCUCCAAAUACGACUCCUGCGCUACAGCAUGAAAUCGCUAUGCUUCUCGGCAUCCCCGUACGUGAGACGAUGGAUAAGUACUUGGGUCUUCCUCAAGCAUUUGGAAGAUCUAAAAAGGAUGCCUUCAACUACAUUAACGAUCGUGUUUGGUCUCACUUAAACAAAUGGAACUCGAAGUUUUUUUCCAAAGGCGGUAAAGAAGUCCUCUUAAAAUUAGUUGUUCAAGCCAUUCCUUCUUAUGCCAUGGCUUGCUUUAAGCUUCCUGCAUCUUUCCAUUCUAAGAUUGAAUCCCUUAUGGCUCGGUUUUGGUGGGGCGGAAAUGAGAACAACAGGAAAAUCCAUUGGAAAACAUGGUCUUUUCUUUGUGAUUCAAAAUUCCAUGGCGGUCUUGGGUUUCGUUCUAUGAAAGCUUUCAAUCAGGCGAUGUUGGCCAAACAAGCUUGGCAGCUUCUCCAAUAUCCUCAUUCUCUAGUGGCCACACUCCUUAAAGCUCGAUACUUCCCACAAACUAGCUUCCUUCACUCUGGCAAGGGUCAUAGACCUUCCCUUGUUUGGUCUAGUAUUACUUGGGGCAAAGAACUUCUUCAAUCAAGCCUUAGGAAGUCAAUUGGUGAUGGUACUACCAUCAACAUCUUCAAUGAUGCUUGGAUUCCUGGUUAUGGUAAAUUGCACUAUUUGAGGUAUCAUUCAAAUGCCGAUAUGACAGUGGCUGACCUUAUCACACCUAACAAGCAAUGGAAUCAUGCCCCUAUCCAUUCCCUUUUUCCUACAGACAUUUCACAAGCUAUAAUGGCUAUUCCCCUUCAUCACAUCUCCACUCUGGAUACAUAUUUUUGGUCCAUCACCCCUCAUGGUUCGUACACGGUCAAUUCAGGUUACCACCUAGCCCAUAGCCAACUUCAUCAAAAUGAACCUUCCCCCUCGGAUCAAAAGUCCUCAAAUGCCUGGUGGAAAAAUCUUUGGACCCUUCCUUUGCCUCCUAAAUUGAAACAUUUCCUUUGGCGUGUCUGUUAUGAUAUCCUCCCUACUAGCCGAAACCUAUUCAACAGAAAGACUCUGUACUCCCCCCAUUUCAGCCGAUGUCACUAUCACGAUGAGACCCUAGAACACGCUCUCUUCAGAUGCCCUGCUGCCCAGAAGGUAUGGAAAUUAACUGAUUUUAAUACUUUUAUCACGACACACUCUUCACUUAACUGUAUGGACUUAUUAUAUCUUGCUGCCAUUGAAUUUAUUACUGGACAUUAUCAUAUCUUUGUUUGUUUGCUGUGGAAGCUCUGGAACUGUAAGAACAUUUGGAUUCUUGAGGGUAUAUCCCUUUCCCCAGAUCAGAUCCUUCGUGAAGCCUCAUCCUAUCUUGAGCACUAUACGGUCUGCAACAAGACGAUUCCCACUCCUUCUCAAGCUCUUGAUGAUCAACUCCUACCCAACGAUAGCUGCACAUCAUCUACAACCUUCCAUCAUCGGCUUUUUGUGGACGCUGCCCAAGAUUCCCAACUCCUCAAAAUGGGCUUUGGCAUGACCAUCCAUACCAGUUCUGGUGAAGUUCUUCUAAACUUGGCCAAGCCAAAGAGUGGAAUCACUACACCUUUGCUAAUGGAAGCACAAGCACUUUACUCGGCUAUAUCUUGGUGCCAUGAACACUCCUUUUAUCCGGAUAGUAUUGUUUCAGAUUGUAAUGUGUUAGUCAAUUAUAUUUGUAAAAAGGAAACUCAUAAUCUGCAUCUUAACCCUUUUGCCAUUGAAAUCAAAAGCUUGCUCUCUUAUUUCCCUAAUGUAUCUCUUAGCUACAUCCCGAGAGGGGCAAAUUAUGCUGCCCAUUGUUUAGCUAAGACAGCUUUAGGCUUAGAGCAGGAAGCUUUAUGGAUGAGCCCUUCUGUCCAAAAUUAA